Molecule: messenger RNA, 857 nt
Organism: Pteronotus mesoamericanus
Lineage: Eukaryota; Metazoa; Chordata; Mammalia; Chiroptera; Mormoopidae
Gene: MCEE
Product: methylmalonyl-CoA epimerase
Exons: 3
Coding region: 51-599 (182 amino acids)
Biological process (GO): L-methylmalonyl-CoA metabolic process
Cellular component (GO): mitochondrion
Molecular function (GO): methylmalonyl-CoA epimerase activity
Source: RefSeq, a predicted model, not a curated record
CUCCACGCCCGGGCGGACGCUCGUCGGGAGGUAGCCUGCCGCUUCCCAAGAUGGCGCGCGUGCUGAAGGUGGCCGCGGUGGUGGCGGCGGCGGCUGCGCGCGCAGGAGGGCUUUUCCCCAGACUUCAAACGCCACUUCCAGCCCUCCGGGCUUUGUCUACCUCGCAGUCCCCACCUCGAGUGGCUGGCGCCGUCUGGAGCCUGGGGCGGCUGAACCACGUGGCCAUUGCCGUGCCCGACUUGGAGAAGGCCAGGGCCUUUUACCAGGAUGUUCUGGGGGCCCAGGUGAGCGAUGUGGUCCCUCUUCCUGACCAUGGAGUGUCUGUGGUUUUUGUCAACCUCGGAAACACCAAAAUGGAACUGCUUCACCCACUGGGAAAUGACAGCCCCAUUGCGGGUUUUCUGCAGAAAAACAAGGCUGGAGGAAUGCAUCACAUCUGCAUCGAGGUGGACGACAUAAAGGCAGCUGUGACGGAUUUGAAAGAAAAGAAGGUCCGCAGUCUAAGUGAAGAGGCCAAGAUAGGAGCGCACGGGAAACCGGUGAUUUUCCUCCAUCCUAAGGACUGUGGGGGCGUCCUCGUGGAGCUGGAGCAGGCCUGAGGGGCGCGCGCGGGCCUGGCAGAGCGGGGUCAGUGUGCGCUGCGGCGCUGAGGCCCUCACUCCUCUGUGGCUUCGAAGUUAAAAACUAAAUUGCAGGCAGAGAAUCAGAACAUUAUUUAUAUAUAUAUAUAUAUCUACCUAUAUAUUUGUUAAUUAUUUUGGGCUUUCUACUGAUUUGGAGAAAAUUUUGCUUACUUAGCACCUAGGGAGUAUUGUUAAAAAUCAUAUUCAUAGUAAUAAAUUAUUCCUGUCCUAAAA